UCUAUGUCACCUUUUCAACUUUCCAAAUAUCAGAUUUGCUGUUUUGACUCUGAUCUUCGUUCGUGUAUUUAGUUUAUUUAUUACGGUUUAUGUUAUUUUUGCAUUUAUAUUGGCGGAACAUCAGAUUUUAUUUCUUUCACACUGAAUAGUAGUCAUGGGGGACAGCCAAGUGAAGCGAAUGGUUGAAGUUUUCCGCUGCUUCAUUUGUAUGAGUAAAGUCCGAGAUGCAAGACUUUGCCCACAUUGUUCGAAGCUAUGCUGCUAUCAAUGCAUUAGAAGAUGGUUAACUCAAGAAAGACAACAAUGCCCACAUUGCAGAGCGACACUACAAUUACAAGACAUGGUAAAUUGUCGAUGGGCUGAGGAAGUUACUCAACAACUUGAUACUAUGAGUUCGCCUUGUCCGAGAUCUGCCUCAUCAGUAGAAAUUGAGGAAGAAGUUAAGAAAGAUGUCUGUGAACUACAUCAUGAAAAGUUGAGUGUAUACUGCUGGACUUGCAAGCUUUGUAUCUGUCACCAAUGUGCUCUAUGGGCUGGAACUCAUGGUGGGCAUACUUUCAAACCACUUGGAGAUAUCUAUGACCAUCACGUGACAAAAAUAACAGAUGAAGAAUCAGCAAUUCGUAGACGAUUAAUGGAGCUCAUAUCUCUAAUACAGGAUGUAGAAAGGAAUGUGGAUAGUGUUCGGAACGCGAAAGAGGAAAGGGUUCGAGAAAUAAGGAACGCAGUUGAAAUGAUGAUUGCAAGGUUGGAUUCUCAGCAUCAGAGCAAAUUAAUGACAUUGAUGGGUCAGAAGAAUCAACUUUCACAGGAAACUGAAAUGUUGGAAAAUGUUCUACAAGAAGUUGAUCAUCAGAUGCAGACGAGCUCCAAGAGUGAACUCAUAUUAAGAUCUUCGGAAAUGUUGCAAAUGUUUAGUGCGAUUCACAAGAAACCAAUGGCGUCUUUCGUUACGGCUCCUGUCCCACCCGAUUUCAGUAGCGAACUCGUUCCAAAUUAUGAACUGAGUACUUUCACUUUGAUCAAGUUCAGUCAACUGAGGCAAAGAGCAGAUCCUGUCUACUCAAAUUCUCUAAAUAUAUCUGGGCUUAGCUGGAGAUUGAAGAUAUAUCCGGAUGGGAAUGGAGUUGUACGAGGCAAUUAUUUAUCUGUGUUUCUUGAACUUUCAUCUGGAAUUUCGGAGACUUCAAAAUACGAAUAUAGAAUUGAAAUGGUACAUCUUGCAUCUGGAGGGGAUCCCACGAAAAAUAUUGUCAGAGAAUUUGCAAGUGAAUUUGAUGUCGGAGAAUGCUGGGGAUAUAACAGAUUUUUUCGUCUCGACUUGCUGGCACAUGAAGGAUACUUGGAUCCGGUAUCUGAUUCACUUGUGUUAAAAUUCCAGGUUCGAGCGCCUACAUUUCAUCAGAAAAGUAGAGAUUUACAAUGGUAUACUUCACAACUUGAACAACAAGUGUCUCAAUACCAAGAUCAGAUUAAUAAUUUGAACCAACGACUUGUGAUUGAAAUGUCAAGACCAAACAGAAACAAUGCUUCAAUGCUGACCUCUCAUCAGUCACAGAACGAUCAACCUGGCACAAAAGUCAAUGAAAAUGCCAAUACAAACAGUUUAGAUUGUUCACAUGAACAUGAUGUUGCUUCUGUUACAAAUCAAGACCAAGACGUCAAUAAUGAAGAUGGAGAUUUAAACCAUGAUGCUUUGGAAAGAAGUCCAAUUGUCAACAUACCUAUACACAACUUAGAUGACGAAGGUGUUGAGGCAGCAGGAAACGCUGAUAUAGAAGAAGUAAACAGUGAUAGAGUUGCUACAGACCUUUCCGAAGGUGAACUUCUUGAUAACGAUGAUGAAACAAGCGAUGAUUUUACUUCGGCAUCAAGUGAAACAACUAUUGAUCCAGAUCUAGAAUCUUGCCUCAAUGAUGAUGAAGAUGUUGCAGCUGGAACUUCUUCUGCAUCCUUAUCAAUAAAUAUUCCUGGAUCCAACGUUGUUGUUUCAUAUGAAGAAAAUGAUGUGGAUGAGGAGACCAUGUCUGGUGACAAUGACAUUGAAAUCUCAGUUUCUCGUAAAGUAUCUGAAAGACUGGAGAGAGAACAGGAACUUUCACGUCAUGAACAUGAUGAAAAUAGAACAAUUCGUUCUCCGCGGUCAAGAAAUAGUCACGGUCGAGGUAGUGGAAUACAUUUUGAUAAAUAUCAUCGUUAUACAAUGCCUGUGAGAUCUGGGAAAAGUCUUGGAUUUCCAAUUAAAAGAGCUUCAAAGCAUGGUUACCUUGGAAGAAUAGGAAAGAAUCAGAAAAAGGGAAGAUUUCAUUCACCUAAACCGUCGAACCCCAGUUCAAAAUUUUCUUCUGUAAACAGCCCCAGUUUUAGUCCCCACCCUCCAUCAAUUACUCGAUCACCUGUACAACGAUCACCUAGGAACAUAUCAAGUAAUAAUAACUACGCUAAAACUUGCCCGCUUGUAUUGUCUGGUCUUGAUGGUCCGGAUUUCUCGUCUCCAUUUCUACCUGACGUUGUUAGCGAAAAUAUGAAUUCUGGCUUCUUGGGUGCCACUGGUGGUGGUUUUUCAUCAACCAAUCGAAAUGAUGAACAUGUCAGCGCAUUGCUUCACUUCUUGAGUAUUGAACAAGAAAAUGGUUUGCAAUCAGGAGAAAGCACAAUAGGAUCCUCAACAUCCUCAUCUGGAAUCUCACUCCCUUUCUCUCUCCAGGAGAAAGAAACCUCCUCAUCUUCCUCCUCUUCUCUCGUACAAUCAGAAAUUUUAUCUCCAAGAAACAUUGAUUCUGAAAUUUCUGGCAAAUCUUUUCCGAAUAAAAAGUCUAUAUUUCCCUCAGCAAGGUUCGGUCACACUGAGGAUAGAGACAUAGCCUCGACUUCUAAAGAUACAAAAUCAGAAAACACAAUUAAAAAAUCUGUAGAAGAAUGGGCAAAUUGGUCACCAAAAAGUUCAGUUUUUAAAGAUUUGAAGUACCAAUUGAAGGAAUUGGCAAAUACAAUGGCUCAGGCAAACAGUCACAUUCAUUCUUCAUCUGCGGAUGAUACUAACACCACACAAUCUACUGAUAACUGUCCAUCAUCAUCAAGAAACUCUGAUAUUGCUACUGGAGACACAAAUGACUUGGUAUCAACAAGCCAGGAUACUCAAACUUCAAAUUCUGAUGAACCAAAUCCAGAUUUUCAAACAACUUCAACGUCUUUGUCAGAGCCUAAUACAAACUCUAUUGGCAACAAUGGUGGGGCUCGUCGUAAAACCAUUCGCCCCCGACCAGCAGAAUCAAAUCAACACAGUGUGGAAAUGCCAAGUUUAAGUGCUGGGAAUAGUCCAUACACUCUUGCCGGUGGGUUCUUGAGAGAGAGGAAAUGCCGGUCUCAUGAAGGUUCUCCAAGUAUGAACAGAAAGCAUUAUCAUCAUUAUUCUAAAUCUGCAUCAAAUCCGAGAAAACCGAUCAUAACUGCUGCUCAACUUGAAUCCGUUCUUUCGUCAAUGUCUGCGCUAACUGGCAUAUCUUCAAGAAAGAAGGGAGACAUAAAACCAGGAAAAAGAAUGUCAGAAUCAAUGUCCUUCAAUGAUGAUCCUUUUACGAGACUUACCAGCAAUAAUGCUCAAACAAAUCGCAUAUCCUUGUCCAACAUGAAAAAUUCCACGAAGAAAAAAUCUAUUUCAAAUGAAAUACUCGAAGAACAUCCACUCUUGAAUGACUCAACUGUAGCAGGAGGAAUUGAGGAAUUUCCUCUCUGUGAUUUAGCAAAUGUUGGAAUGAGAAAUGAUAAAAAAGAAUCUCCCGAAACAUCAAGCAAAUCUCCAACAACAUUGCCAAUUAUGAAGACCGAAAUUAAAACUGGAUUUUCACAGCAGCCUGAAGUUGACAUUGGUGAGUCUUCGAAUUUCCUCGAUGGCAUAAAACCAUAUAGCAGUAUCAAAUACUCUCCAACAAAAAAAUCAAGUGGAUUUUCUUUUCCUUCUUCCACUGUUAAUAACACUCAACUGCUGAUGUCUUCAGACAAUGAAGAUGAAGACAACAAUACAAUAAAUAUAGAAUCUCCAGCUCACGAAAACGAACGCCCAGAUAAUGGAGAUAGAAGCAAUGAAUGAUAUUAUUGCUUGAUCUUCGUGAAAUAUUCUACCGAAUUAUAACAAUAACGAAAACAAUUUGUCAUUUUUAUAUAGAACAACAUGGAGUAUACACAUACAUUUUAUAAGAGACCACGAAAUUACUAUAAUUAUUGCAUUAUAUACAUAUUAUAUAAUAGCUUAUACUAAAAAAAGGAUGUUAAAUAGAUAAUAAUCCUUUUUACACAACCAUCUCAGUAGACGCAGCAGCCAUUCCUUACAUCACAUUCGACUAUUUUUGAAACGUUCAAGUGUCUUUUAUUCGAUUAGAAUUUGUCAUCAAAAUAUAUUACGGUACAUAUUACCAUUUAUUCAAAAUUUGAAAAAAGAAAUUUUGCAUAUGUGCCAUUAGAUGUCAACAUUCUUAGACAAUUGCUAUUUUUAUUAUUUAUUUUUGCCAUAUAAUUUUAUUUUUCCUAUUUUUGUAUUUUCCCUAUAAGCAACAUUAGUUUGUUUCAUUUAUUGAUUACCACCUGUCCAGCACAGCACUGUAAUGAUGCUUUAAAAAUCGCAUUGUUAAAAUUUAUAAAAUUGUGUAUACUGUAUCUGGUUAUUGUCUCUUAACAAUCUGAUACUGUGAAUGGCUUAACAACUGUGGAUUUUGUUUGGUGCUGCUACAAUUAAAAAUUUUAUUAUUUGUGCAGACUUA
Messenger RNA from Styela clava, 4757 nucleotides. RefSeq lists its product as uncharacterized. NCBI's taxonomy places the organism in Eukaryota, Metazoa, Chordata, Ascidiacea, Stolidobranchia, Styelidae. Gene Ontology annotation, biological process: protein autoubiquitination; aggresome assembly; protein monoubiquitination. The record is from RefSeq and is a predicted model, not a curated record. Gene Ontology annotation, molecular function: ubiquitin protein ligase binding; zinc ion binding; tumor necrosis factor receptor binding. Gene Ontology annotation, cellular component: peroxisomal membrane; aggresome.